UAUGGGCAAAUUCAAUCAGAAAAAAACUGAACCCAAAACGACGAUUGCGAAGUCUCCUUUUGUCUUCUCCAUCAACAGCGACUUUUUUUCUCCCUUUUCCUGGAAAAAUUCCUCCACUGAUUUGUUCUUCUGCUUCUUCUCGUGAAUUCAAUUUCUCUGGUAAAGAGAGAGUGUGUGUGAGAUCGGCGAUGGGGAGAGGAAAGAUAGUGAUAAGGAGGAUCGAUAAUUCGACGAGCAGGCAAGUGACGUUCUCGAAGAGGAGAAAUGGAUUGUUGAAGAAGGCGAAGGAGCUAGCGAUUCUGUGCGAUGCGGAGGCCGGAGUCAUUAUCUUCUCCAGUACUGGAAAACUCUAUGAAUAUUCAAGCACCAGCAUGAAGUCGGUGAUUGAAAGAUACAACAAAACAAAGGAGGAGAAUCAUCAAUUGGCAACUCCAACUUCUGAGGUUAGGUUUUGGCAAAGGGAAGCGGCAAUGCUGAGGCAACAACUACAGAACUUGCAAGAGAAUCACCGACAAAUGAUGGGUGAAGAGCUUUCUGGUCUGAGCAUCAAAGAUUUGCAGAACUUGGAGAACCAACUGGAAACGAGUCUCCAUGGUGUUCGUGUAAGAAAGGACGAAAUUCUGAUUGAUGAGAUACAAGAACUAAACCGAAAGGGAAACCUCAUUCAUCAGGAAAACAUGGACCUAUAUAAGAAGGUAAACCUAAUUCGUCAAGAAAAUAUGGAAUUGUGUAAGAAGAUUUAUGGAAAUAGAGAUGCAAAUGGAGUGAGCAGAAGUCCCCUUGUUGCGAACAGUUUAAGCAUCAAUGAGGACCUUCAUGCUCCUGUUCAUCUCCAGCUUAGCCAGCCACAGCAACAGAACUAUGAGACAUCGGGAACUACCGAAUUGGGGCUACAACUGCAUUCGCAGUGAAAACCAGAGUCGUAAGAGUUUUCAGUUCUCAUGUUGAAGAAGCAGCUGUGCUUACAGAGCUAUGUUUUAAUUUUUAAUGGUAGUAAUGAUAUAGAACCCAGAGAUGUCAGGAAAAAAUCUUCAGUUCAUAAGGUUUAUGACAUCAAGUUUGACAAGUGUGAGGUAAUCCUUAGCACAACUACUUAAAGUAAGAUAACAACAAAUAAAGGAAUACAUUGGCACAGUACCUCUACAUUUCUUUAUCUUUCUUGGCACUUCAUGCUUAUGAUGUGUAUGCCCUGUAUACUAGGAUUGUCCUUGAUGACGUUUUCAAAUAGCUAUAAAUAGUUGACUACUUAAAACAGGGGUGGGAGCAAAGAAAUGCAAUCAGAAAAAGGAUAUACAUAACAGUAACUCCUCAAAGAAAUUCCUUGAGAAACACACCACAAGCAA
This is a messenger RNA of Solanum stenotomum, 1343 nucleotides long. RefSeq names its product MADS-box transcription factor 27-like. Lineage: Eukaryota; Viridiplantae; Streptophyta; Magnoliopsida; Solanales; Solanaceae. Gene Ontology annotation, molecular function: protein dimerization activity; DNA-binding transcription factor activity, RNA polymerase II-specific; RNA polymerase II cis-regulatory region sequence-specific DNA binding. The record is from RefSeq and is a predicted model, not a curated record. Gene Ontology annotation, biological process: positive regulation of transcription by RNA polymerase II. Gene Ontology annotation, cellular component: nucleus. The transcript has 9 exons. The coding region runs from base 189 to 911 and encodes 240 amino acids.